GAAAGAAUUCAAGGACUUGGAGAGAUUACUAGUUUCAAGAUUGAAUGAGAAGUUAUCAAAAAGAAUCUCCUGUAUAAAAAUUUGUUAUUGUGUUAGUAACCCAGAGGCACCUAGUAUUUUUCAAUUCAUUUUAGGAUUAUUUCUUGGAGGGACACUUAACUUCUGAAGCUCUUGAAUCCUUUCUAAAAGGUCUCAAUCACGAAAGUUCUCCACUCAAGUUUCAGAUUUCUCCCUUUCCCUCCAUCUAUACCCCAGAACCAGGGUCCCUCUUGGGCAUGGGUUAGGUUCCGGUGAGAAGGAAGACGGUUCACAUUGAUAAAGCAAUACCCCUGGGAAAAGACGAUUAACAUGUAUAAAGGGAUUUCCCUGCAGUAUAAGUACCAAGCACGCGCCCUCCUGGUGCUCAGGGCCUUCCUGAUGUAUAUAUGCAGGGAGUGAGAUUUGAAACGGCCCUUGGAAACAGUAAUAGAAUAAAAGUCUGACUUGGGGAGCAGCAGUUCUCAGCUUUCUACUGUCUUGUGGGAAUGAGUUGCCAACCUUUUACUUCGGCUGAUACCUUCAUACCUCUGAAUUCGGAGGCUUCUGCAACGCUGCCUCUGAUCAUGCAUCACAGCGCUACCGAGUGCCUCCCGGUCUCCAACCAUGCCACCAACGUGAUGUCCACAGCAACGGGACUUCAUUAUUCUGUUCCUUCCUGUCAUUAUGGAAACCAGCCAUCGACCUAUGGAGUGAUGGCAGGUAGCUUAACACCUUGUCUUUAUAAGUUUCCUGACCAUACCUUGAGUCAUGGCUUUCCUCCCAUGCACCAGCCUCUCCUGGCAGAGGACCCCACAGUCACUGAUUUCAAGCAGGAACUCAGGAGGAAAAGUAAAUUGGUUGAAGAGCCAAUAGACAUGGAUUCUCCAGAAAUCCGAGAACUUGAGAAGUUUGCCAGUGAAUUUAAAGUGAGAAGAAUUAAGUUAGGCUACACCCAAACCAACGUCGGGGAAGCCCUGGCAGCUGUGCACGGCUCUGAAUUCAGUCAAACAACUAUCUGCCGAUUCGAAAACCUGCAGCUCAGCUUUAAAAAUGCAUGCAAGCUAAAAGCAAUAUUAUCUAAAUGGCUUGAGGAAGCUGAGCAAGUAGGAGCUUUGUACAAUGAAAAAGUGGGAGCAAAUGAAAGAAAAAGGAAGCGAAGAACAACAAUAAGUAUUGCUGCUAAAGAUGCUCUGGAGAGGCACUUCGGAGAACAGAAUAAACCUUCCUCUCAAGAGAUCAUGCGAAUGGCUGAAGAACUGAAUCUUGAGAAAGAAGUAGUAAGAGUUUGGUUUUGCAAUCGAAGGCAGAGAGAAAAACGGGUGAAAACAAGUCUUAAUCAGAGUUUAUUUACGAUUUCUAAGGAACAUCUUGAAUGCAGAUAAAAUUUAUUAUUGUGUGACAGCCAAUUUUUUGUUUUUCAUUCCUCUCUCUUCUCCAACGAAAAUAGAAUUAGUUAUUUGGUUGGCUUCAAAAA
Messenger RNA from Lontra canadensis (Northern American river otter), 1492 nucleotides. RefSeq names its product POU class 1 homeobox 1 (gene POU1F1). Gene Ontology annotation, molecular function: RNA polymerase II cis-regulatory region sequence-specific DNA binding; DNA-binding transcription factor activity, RNA polymerase II-specific. NCBI's taxonomy places the organism in Eukaryota, Metazoa, Chordata, Mammalia, Carnivora, Mustelidae. The transcript has 7 exons. Gene Ontology annotation, biological process: regulation of transcription by RNA polymerase II. The coding region runs from base 525 to 1400 and encodes 291 amino acids. The record is from RefSeq and is a predicted model, not a curated record.